AUGAUGGACGCCGCUUCUUGGAACCCCCAAGACCCGGCCUUGGCACCUAGCCACGAUGAAGAAUUUCAACAAUUCUUGGAUAUGGGUGGCAUGGGAAACUUGGGCGAUUCAAUGACGUUUGAUUUCAACGACUACCAGAGCGGAAAUGGCUCCGCCAUGAUGCACCAGCACGGGCGCGAGCAGCUUGAUACUCAGAUGGGAGGAACUGAUGCAUCCAUAGUCAUGGGAAACACCAGCUCUGCCAUGCAAGCGCAGCUCAUUAAUAUGACAACUGCGACCGCACACCCCGCCAUUACUACCCAAAUGAUUCCACCGCCGACGCCUACAGAUGCCAUCACUGAGAUCGACGCCCAGAUCCAAUAUCUGCAGCAGCAGCGUGUUCAGCAACAGCAUCGACAGAUCCAGGAACAGCAUGUUGUCUACUACACAAAUCAACCGCAUGCUGUUCCUCCCACCCCUCAAAGUCUCGAGAUGCCCCCUGCCAGCAACCAAUUUUAUUCCGACCAGCGACAAACACCCAUGUUUGACGGCAGGUACCAACGCAUGAAAGAACAGCAAGACAUGGCCUUUACUCCGCUAGUUUCUCCUGCAGUGACCCCUUUAGAUCCUCACUUCCAAAUGGAAGCUGGCGGCUUCACAAUCCCAGGCGCAUACUUCAGCCCUCUCACUUCCCCUGCUCUCCAUGCGCAAAGUGACCAUGGGCUUUUGUAUGACCGACGUUCAUCACUUUCUGCUCACAACUCUCCGGCUGAAAUGGAUGUUGAGAUAACGGCAACGAACGCACAGCCUUCCGCUAUUGAGUUGUCAAAGAAGGCUCGAAAGACCAACGCCUCAAGAGCCAAGGCGAAGUCUGGUGUCCGCCAGUCACCUAUUUCGAAGCCCCAGCGGAAAAAGGCGGGCCCAACGCCAAAGAUGGUUUCGCAGGCUCUGACCGAAAUGCAAGAAGUGAACGAGGAUGGACUGGAUCAGAUGCUACCUUCGACUGCCCUGCCCGCUCCUAUGAGUAGCGAAGAGUCUGAAAACGCUUCAGUAUCACCCGAGAAUCUGUCGGACAUGCCGCCGCCGCCCCUUCCUCAGCCAAAGCAGUCCAGCAAAUCUCCAUUUAUACAGCCCCAACCUCAGCCCCAGCCGCACCCUGCGAUACCGGCUCACAUUCAGGGAAAGCCUUCACCUGCUACGCCUGCUUCUCUCAUGAAGCUGCCCUCAACCAGUGCGAAUAAUUCAACGUCGUCGAACCCGCUGGACCUUGGUCCUUCGGAACAUAUUGAAUCGUUUGAGCUUCCCGAGUCUGUCAACUUCAAUUCUAGGCCCCAGCCUCCGCGAUUGGACACGGCGACACCCACUCAGUCGCCGCCAGACACUGGCUCCCGGAGACCUUCAUUUCAGCCACUACCUUCACCUGUUUUUGCAAAACCGUCUGCUGCCGCUUCUGCUAGUGCGAGUCCCAACCUCGCACCUGGCUCCACAGGUCCAUCGGCUAGGAGAACACCGCAGCUGUUGGCCAGGGGGAGCAAAAGUAAGCGAGGAAGCGUCAGCUCUGUGCAGGUUUCGCCUGCCUUGCGUCCUAGGAUAUCUCCCAGUAUCAAGCCACUGCUGCCUGGGACGCCGGGCGGCCUAUCGGCAGAGGACACGGCAUCCCGUCUACUGGCCUCCAAGUCCAAUUAUCAGAACAUCCUCGAAGGCAACACUGUGCCUGGGGUUACUUAUCCCAGCGAGUUGUCAACCAACCUUACGUCAAAACGCACAUCUCACAAGAUCGCGGAGCAGGGUCGACGAAACCGCAUCAACUCGGCUUUACAAGAAAUUGCAACCCUACUUCCCCAGCCGCCAAAUGAAUCCAAGAAUAGUGGCGACAGCGACAAUGCCGACAAGAAGGACGCCAAAGCAGGAGGUGCACCAAACAGCAAGGCCAGCACUGUUGAGCUAGCAAUCGAGUACAUCAAGCAGCUCAAACAGGAAGUCGCCGAGGCCAACAAGCGUGCUGAGGAGGCAGAGAAGAAGUUGGGUCUCAUAGAGAAGCCGGAAGUAGACGAAGCGCCAGGACAAAAAGAAAUCUCGACGGAUUAA
Molecule: messenger RNA, 2067 nt
Organism: Colletotrichum truncatum
Lineage: Eukaryota; Fungi; Ascomycota; Sordariomycetes; Glomerellales; Glomerellaceae
Product: Phosphorus acquisition-controlling protein
Molecular function (GO): protein dimerization activity
Source: RefSeq, a predicted model, not a curated record